GGACAGGGCGUGGAAAAGACAGCCCAGCCGGUGGUGACGAGGACUCCGGUGGCCGUAGUACAGCUCGCCCAUCCCUAGCUCAGUGCAGAGCCCUCAGCGUGGACUGGGCUGGCUCUGGGAGCCCACACCGGCUCUACCUGUCCGUGCAGCAGGCCCUGCAGGACAAGGGGUGCAAGAGCAAGAGUCAGGGGACCAAAGAAGAGAAGCUCCUGAAGAGGCAGGCGCCGGCCCCCAGGCAGGACCGGGAGGCCCAGGACGCUGGUGGUGCCAUGAAUGUAGAGAAAACAGGUGGGCGGCUCUUUGGCAGCGGGAGGUGCUCGAGCCUGUCAGGGCCGCCAAGUGCGGCCCCCGUGGUGCAUAGGAUGGUGGAGGCCAUGGCCCAGCUCCAGGAGGAGAAAGCCCAGCUCCAGGAGGAGCUGGCCAUCCUACGGGAGAGGCUGGCCAUCCUACGGGAGAGGCUGGCCCUCCGCGACAGUGACCAGCAAGCCACAUCCACCCAGCUGCAGAACCAGGUGGAACAUCUGAAGGAGCAGCUCAUUAGCCAGGCCCAGGAAGUGAGCCGUCUGCGGUCAGAGCUGGGAGGCACGGACUUGGAGAAGCACCGGGACCUGCUGAUGGUGGAGAAUGAGCGACUGAGGCAGGAGAUGCGGCGCUGCGAGGCGGAGCUGCAGGAGCUGCAGGAGCUGCGGGCAAAGCCCGCCGCCCCCUGUCCAGGGUGCGAGCACAGCCAGGAGAGCGCCCAGCUCCGCGACAAGCUGUCCCAGCUGCAGCUGGAGGUGGCGGAGAACAAAGGCAUGCUGUCAGAGCUGAACCUAGAGGUGCAGCAGAAGACUGACCGGCUGGCCGAGGUGGAGCUGCGGCUUAAGGACUGCCUGGCCGAGAAGGCGCAGGAGGAGGAGCGGCUCAGCCGGCGCCUGCGUGACAGCCACGAGACCAUCGCCAGCCUGCGGGCCCAGUCCCCGCCUGUCAAGUACAUCAUCAAGACAGUGGAGGUGGAGUCGUCCAAGACCAAGCAGGCCCUCAGUGAGUCCCAAGCCCGGAACCAGCACCUGCAGGAGCAGGUGGCCAUGCAGAGGCAGGUGCUGAAGGAGAUGGAGCAGCAGCUGCAGAGUUCACAUCAGCUGACCGCGCAGCUCCGGGCACAGAUUGCCAUGUAUGAGUCAGAGCUGGAGCGGGCACACGGGCAGAUGCUGGAGGAGAUGCAGUCCCUGGAGGAAGACAAGAACCGGGCCAUCGAGGAAGCCUUUGCCAGAGCCCAGGUGGAGAUGAAGGCUGUGCAUGAAAACCUGGCAGGCGUCCGGACCAACCUGCUGACGCUGCAGCCAGCACUGCGGACCCUCACCAACGACUACAAUGGGCUCAAGCGGCAGGUGCGCGGCUUCCCCCUGCUGCUGCAGGAGGCCCUCAGGAGCGUCAAGGCCGAGGUCGGCCAGGCCAUCGAGGAGGUCAACAGCAACAACCAGGAGCUCCUGCGCAAGUACCGCCGGGAGCUGCAGCUGCGCAAGAAGUGCCACAACGAGCUCGUGCGGCUGAAAGGGAACAUCCGGGUGAUUGCUCGCGUCCGGCCAGUCACCAAAGAGGACGGGGAAGGACCUGAGGCAACCAACGCCGUGACCUUUGAUCCUGACGACGACUCCAUCAUCCACCUGCUGCACAAGGGCAAGCCUGUAUCCUUCGAACUGGACAAGGUCUUCUCCCCACGGGCCUCACAGCAGGACGUGUUCCAGGAGGUUCAGGCCCUGAUCACCUCCUGCAUUGACGGCUUCAACGUCUGUAUCUUCGCCUAUGGCCAGACGGGUGCCGGCAAGACAUACACGAUGGAGGGGACCCCAGAGAACCCAGGCAUCAACCAGCGGGCCCUGCAGCUGCUGUUUUCCGAGGUGCAGGAGAAGGCGUCCGACUGGCAGUACACCAUCACUGUCAGCGCCGCCGAGAUCUACAACGAGGUCCUCAGGGACCUGCUGGGGAAGGAGCCUCAGGAGAAACUGGAGAUCCGGCUGUGUCCAGAUGGCAGCGGGCAGCUGUAUGUGCCAGGACUGACCGAGUUCCAGGUGCAGAGCGUGGACGACAUCAACAAGGUGUUCGAGUUCGGCCACACCAAUCGCACGACGGAGUUCACCAACCUGAACGAGCACAGCUCCCGCUCGCAUGCCCUGCUCAUUGUGACCGUGCACGGCGUGGACUGCAGCACGGGCCUCCGCACCACGGGGAAGUUGAACCUGGUGGACCUGGCCGGCUCGGAGCGCGUGGGCAAGUCGGGGGCAGAGGGCAGCCGCCUACGAGAGGCUCAGCACAUCAACAAGUCGCUCUCGGCCCUGGGGGACGUCAUUGCUGCUCUGCGCUCCCGCCAGGGCCAUGUGCCCUUCCGCAACUCCAAGCUCACCUACCUGCUGCAGGACUCGCUGAGUGGUGACAGCAAGACCCUCAUGGUGGUGCAGGUGUCCCCCGUGGAGAAGAACGCCAGCGAGACGCUCUAUUCCCUCAAGUUCGCAGAGAGGGUUCGCUCGGUAGAGCUGGGCCCUGGGGCACGCCGGGCGGAGCUGGGGUCCUGGUCGAGCCAGGAGCAUCUGGAGUGGGAGCCAGCCUGCCAGACGCCACAGCCUGCAGCCCGUGCCCACCUGGCCCCCGGUUCUGGGACCACCAGCCGCCCUGGCUCCAUCCGGAGGAAGCUGCAGCCCUCGGGGAAGUCGAGAUCGGUGCCUGUGUGACGGAUGUGCCCACCCUGCCGGGCCUGGAGCCAGCUCCCAAGGCCCUGCUGGCCAGCUUGCACUGCAGCGCCGCCGGGACCCCAGGAGGCGGAGGCGGGAGUGGAGGCACCUCUUCGGCCCCGUCUCCCUCAGAGAAGAGAAACACGUUCAGAAGGAAACAGUGUCUCUCAACUGUGGCUCUGGGCGCAAACGGCGUGGGCUGGAAGGGCAGGGAUGGCCUGCUGUGCUUGGCAGGCCUGGGCCAUCGGAGAGCUCUGUCCUCGUGGGGAGGGCAGGAGCGUGGGAGGGUGGGCCUCUUCCCCAGGCAUGGGGUGCCAAGGGCCCUGGCCUGGGCUGACCAGACCCCUCCCCUCAGCCUGCAGGGCUGGGCAGCCCCUCGAAUGGGUGGGCUGAGGAGCCUCCAGGAAGGCAUGAGAACCAUGGGAACUGGGUGGCUGGUGGCACCAAGGGGCAGGCCGGCCCCCACUGUCCUCCAAGGAGGGGACCCCGGUACCGGGCGUGUACAUAGUGUUCUUAGGUGUACAUAGGAGCGAGGCCUCCCUGCCACGGGCCGGGCUGUAUUUAUGGCUGGCAGAGGAGGCCAGUGGGCAGGGGACCCCAUUGCGCGCCAUCUGCCUGGCACCAGGCUCUUCAUGCUCACUGGCCUCUUGACAUUUUCCUCCCUCUCAGAUCCUAUUUAAGAACUUUUGGAAGCUUAGCCAUUUUUACUUGUUAAAAUAAAAGCCUUUUUACACAGUA
Tupaia belangeri chinensis (Chinese tree shrew) is the source of this 3446-nucleotide messenger RNA. It is a transcript of the gene KIFC3, whose product is annotated as kinesin family member C3. Gene Ontology annotation, biological process: microtubule-based movement. NCBI's taxonomy places the organism in Eukaryota, Metazoa, Chordata, Mammalia, Scandentia, Tupaiidae. The record is from RefSeq and is a predicted model, not a curated record. Gene Ontology annotation, molecular function: microtubule binding; microtubule motor activity; ATP binding. Gene Ontology annotation, cellular component: microtubule cytoskeleton.